AUGCAAAGUUUUAGCUACAUAUUCGUUAAAGAUAACCAAAAGAAUGACUAUUUGGGUAUUAAAAUUGUGAUUCCAAGAACAUUUGAUGCUUUGGUGGCAGCAAUACGGAAAAAAUUAAACAAUUAUAAAUUUAAAUCGUUAUUUUCCUCGUCAAGCAAACUUAUUCGAUCAAUAUCAGAUGUAGUUCCUGGUGAGACUAUCUAUAUAUCCAACAUCGAUCCAAAUGAUACAAAAAAUCAAAUUAAACAUUCAAAAAUUACGACAGGAAAGAAUAAAGCAAAGUCACAGAAAGUAAAACAAGAAGAUUUAGCAAAAUCUAAUACAACUGAUAGUAAAACUUUACUUGAACGAUAUAAUAAAGCAAUUGAGAAUAUAAAAUCAACUUGUCUUGAAGAAACGCAGCCAAAUACAAAAACCGAUAAUAAAUCAGUAAAAUCUAAGGCGAAAUCAGUUAAAAAACAUACAAAUAAAGCCAAGAAAACUAAAGUUAAUACUGUCAAAGAAAACAAGAUUCCUGAAACGAAAUCAGAGACAAUUCCCGACACACCACCAAAUAAUGCAUUUGGACAUACUCAAAAACCAAUGGAUUCACCAUCAAAUGAUCAAAAUAUUGAAAUUAGAACAAGAGAAGUAACAUUUGAUACUAAUAUAACUAUGCUGAAUGAUUCCGAUAUUAACUUUGAUUUAUCUCCAAUCUACUUAAAAUCUGACCAAUCUGACGAAGAAGAAAAGACAAGUAAUUCAAGUACAAGCUUUAAAUACUCAAAUCAUAGUCAUCUAGAUCUUACUUCCGAUAAAUUAGAUGUACUACUUCGCUUAUGUCCUGAUGUUUUGGAAGUUUUGACUGAUGAUGAUGUUUCAAUUACAUACGAUAUAUAA
This is a messenger RNA of Trichomonas vaginalis G3, 879 nucleotides long. RefSeq lists its product as uncharacterized. The record is from RefSeq and is a predicted model, not a curated record. NCBI's taxonomy places the organism in Eukaryota, Parabasalia, Trichomonadida, Trichomonadidae. Bases 1 to 879 code for a protein of 292 amino acids. The transcript has a single exon.